UUAUUGGCCUUUAUUCUCACGAUAAAAAUUGCAGUUUGCCAACGGUAAAGCGAAGAAUUGGUCUAUGAUAUUGUGUUUUAUUUUAAUAGCCAAAUCUAACAACGUCGCGACAAACAAAUAAUUUUUCCCAGCUUGACUCGGUUAUGCAUGCCGCAUGCGUGACUUAUCAAGAGUUGUGUCGCUGCGAUAAUGCUCACGAUUAAGCGGUUACGUGUGCAAUGGAUAAAGGCAACUGCAAUCACGAUGCAAUUUUUAUACAUCCUGGCAAUUCCGCACGUAUAAAGAUAGCGGGCUGCAUUCUGCCGCGGAGAUAUCAUCCGCGAAUCGACUCGGCGAGAGCACGCGACUUCCAUCAGACGGUGUAUUAAGACGGCCCGGAUAUGCCCAUCUGUCUUGGCACUGAUCCCACGGGCGCCAUCGAGUACAGGAUCCUCAGCAAGGGUCGGCUCGAGGAAGCGCUCGUUGUGCAGCAGCUGUCGAUGCACCACGAGUGCAUCGCGAUCGGCAUGGGCAUGUACGAGGAGCCCGGCGCCGCCGAGGAAAUGAAGCUCGUGUUCAGGGAGGUCGCCAAGGACGGGUGUACAGUGAUCGCAGUCGAUCAAUCGGACCGUGUCGUCGCCGUGGCGUUCAACAAGUUGUGCACGCCUCCUAAGCCGGGAGAAACGGAUCCCUUGGAAAUUUUCGUCGAGAACAACAUAAAGCAUCGCCCGUGCCGGGAUCUUAUUGAUUUUCUGGGCGAUGUGGAGUCGCGCGUGGACAUCUUCCAGAAAUACAACGCGCGUGGCGCUAUGGAGAUCUUCUACAUAGGUACGGACCCGCGAUAUCAGAGCCGCGGGAUCGGUCGGCAGAUUACGGAUAUGAGUCUCAAACUUGCGCGAGGGUUGCGCGCGAGGAAGGUGAAGCAGAUUUGCAUCGGCAACGAGAUCGUCAACGAGCACGUGCGGCCCGAAGUGGUUUUCGCCGCUGUCGCGUCCACGUUCAGUCAGCGCAUCAUGGACAAGCUGAACUUCGAAACUCUCUUCGAGGCACGUUAUGAGGAUUAUGUACGCGGUGGCAAGAGAAUGUCGGACAGGAUAGGCCCACAGAACCAAACGAUUAGACUGGUCGCUCGCAAGCUUUAACGACGUUCGCAAGCUCGGACUAUUCUGCAAAAUUGCAAAAUGUAUCCUCUAAUUGUCUCAAGAAAAUAAUGACUCCACAUUCUAUGCCAUAAAGUUAAUUUACACAAUAUAACGCGAUAAAUUAUAUAAUAAAUAAUAUAUUAUAUUA
Messenger RNA from Odontomachus brunneus, 1269 nucleotides. RefSeq lists its product as uncharacterized. The record is from RefSeq and is a predicted model, not a curated record. The transcript is spliced from 4 exons. Bases 381 to 1121 code for a protein of 246 amino acids. Lineage: Eukaryota; Metazoa; Arthropoda; Insecta; Hymenoptera; Formicidae. Gene Ontology annotation, molecular function: acyltransferase activity, transferring groups other than amino-acyl groups.